UGUCCUCCCCAAGUCUUCCCAAAAUGCUGUUCUGGGUCCUCCCAUGCACCUGCAGCUAGAGCAUUUCAAGGGCAGGGUUUGGUGGACUUUACAUAGUGCAGCUCACAAGCAGGUUCUCAGUGGAUACUGGACUGAGUGGAGCAGAAAAUCGGCUCUCCCUGCACAUGGAAGAGGCAGCAAACUCGUCCCCAAGGACACAUUUUGCCUCCGGAAGGAAAGGACUCGCCCUCCUUCCUCCCUACCAGCAUGGUGGGCUUUCCCUGCUAGCCAGGUGCAAGCGGCUGUGACUGGAGAGCUCUCCUUGGCUCCACCCCCUCUUUUCUCCCCAACACAGAGCAGUUUUCCAGCUCCUGCAAGAUAGGAGUCAUCUCAACAGCACCGCGGACACCCGACACCAGGUGCUCGGCACACCUGCACGGCCGGCCCAGACUGGUGCCUCCCUCCGCGGCAUGGGCUCCUGGCUCCUCACCUCUGCCACGCAGGCCGCCCUGCUCCUCACCCUGGUCCUCGCCUCCUGCCACCCGGCAGGCUGCGCAGCCAGCAGCAGCAGAAACUCAACCUUGACGACCCACCAUGUAGACCCAGGGACCCUGGAGCACUGCCCCAACGUCGACUUCUGCCCACAAGCAGCCCGGUGUUGCCGUGCAGGUGUGGACGAAUACGGCUGGAUUGCAGCCGCUGUUGGUUGGAGCCUCUGGUUUCUCACCCUCAUCUUGCUCUGUGUGGACAAGAUGAUGAAGCUGACCCCAGAGGAGCCCAAGGACCUGCGAGCAUGAGACUUAAGAGUCGCAGCCCCAAGGAUGGCCAUCACCACCCCUGUGCAGAUAGUGGACAGAGGAGGAGUGCAUCUGUUGUUUAAGUCAUUUUCCCCCUAAAGCUUCAGCUCACUCCUUCACUCCUUCAUUUUUUUACUGCUGGAGAUCAAACCCAGGGCCUUGCACAUGCUAAGCGUGUGCUCUGCCACUCAGCUACAACCCCUGGACUGAGGCCCAGCUGGGAUUCCCUGUGGGCACAAAGGAGGGAACAGAAAGCUGAACAGCAAGUUUCAGAGAAGAAGCUAACAACAGCUGAGAUCUAGUUUAGAGAAAGACUUAUUUGGGUAUACUUUGCAAAUAAUGAGAAACAGAUGAAUUCUCCAUCAACCUAAUUGCUUGCUCCCUUGCCUAAGUUGAAUAAAAGCAAGAUGAGCCAGACAUCUAGGCCUCUUUGUCCACUAGAGGCAAAAGCCCCCUGUCCCCUCUUUCAAAAU
Molecule: messenger RNA, 1249 nt
Organism: Heterocephalus glaber (naked mole-rat)
Lineage: Eukaryota; Metazoa; Chordata; Mammalia; Rodentia; Bathyergidae
Gene: Tmem213
Product: transmembrane protein 213
Source: RefSeq, a predicted model, not a curated record